Molecule: messenger RNA, 2523 nt
Organism: Oryza sativa Japonica Group (Japanese rice)
Lineage: Eukaryota; Viridiplantae; Streptophyta; Magnoliopsida; Poales; Poaceae
Source: RefSeq, a predicted model, not a curated record
ACUGUGAGAUGGGCUGGAUAUCGCACUAUUAGGCCCAUCAAUGAAAUCUUGCCAGGUUUCACCCAUGGGCCUUCCACAUUUUCUAUUAUUUAUUUUUUUAGGCCUAAUCCUUCUUCCCUACCGCCUCGCCGUCGCCGCUCGCCACCGGCGCCGGAGCCGGCCGCUGGAUCCGCCAAACCACCGGCGCCAGAGCCUCGGCGGCCUCGCUUCCUAUCUUCCUCCUCCCAUGGCUCCACUGGAUUCCGGCGGCGUCACCGCCUCAUCGCCCCUCCCCCCCGAUCCCCAAAGCCACCCGUCGAAUCGAGUCCGAAUAGUAUGAGCAGCUGCGGCCUCGGUGCGAUUCCGGUUCGGAUUCCAGCUGCGGCCCGCGGCGGAUGCUAUCUAGUCGCGGCCGCGGGGACGCCAUUGCGAUCUCAGGGCAUCAGAUGCGCGCGCCAAACCCCACGCCGCCGCGCGACUCCGCCAUGGCUAGGAGGAGGAAAGGUUCGUCCUAUCGCCGCCGCCGCCGCCGCCGCCGGCGGGCGCCCGCGGCUUGCGGCGACAACCGCAUCGACGACCUGACGGACGAUCUGCUGCUGAUCAUCCUGCGGAGGCUCGACACCCGCUCCGCGCUCGCCACCGCGGCGCUCUCCAGGCGCUGGUCCGGCCUCGCGCGCGCGGGCCUCGAGGCUCUCGAUUUCAUGGUCGGCGACAUCCUCCCGCCGCGCUACCACCGGUGCAUCCAGCUCCACGAGUCCGCCAGUGGUGUGUUCGAUGGCGCCGACGAGCUCAGAACCAUCGUUGCUAGCAUCAGGCGGCACGAGCGCCUCGCCAUGCGAAACAUGGUCGCCUCCAUCAACAACUUCCUCGACGCCGAUGAUGGUUUUGCCCAUGGCGACGGCGGCGGCGGAGCUCCACGGAGGAGGAUCAGUAGGCUGCGGGUGGAGUUCAUCGCCACACACUACCACGACUGCAUCAACCGCUUGGUCGCCAAGGCUGUUGAUACUUGGGGAGUUGAGGAUCUAGAGGUUCUUGGUAGGACAACGUAUUGGCGGCAUCAUUUUCAGGAUGCCCACAUCUUCCGUCGCCAUGGUCUCUGCAAUGACCCGCACAGAUCCCGUUUGCGAAGCCUGAAGCUGGUGGACUGUGUGAUUCCCCCAUUGCAGGGGUUCCAAGCUCUCACCAAGCUGGUCCUGCAAGACUUGCGGGACUCCACACCCGCGGCAGCCUACGAAGCAGUGUGUUCAGCUCAUGCCUACAGUUGCAAGAGGUGCACCUCAAGUCCUGCCCCUGCAAGCGCGGCAGUAGUGUUUUCGUUGAUGCCCCCAGGUCAAUGAUCAGGCAGCUUGUUCUGGAGUGUUGUGGCGUCCCUGGGUUUGAGCUGCACGCUCUGCCAAUGCUUGAGAGUAUAGUUGUCAUGCAGACCUGGGUACGGUACAAGCUUGGAUCCUUCCCGCGCCUCGUGCGCCUGAACCUCAAACGCGAUGGUCUCAGGCAUAAACUUAACUUUUGCUUGCCUGCGAACUUGGAUCUCAAGCCGCAUCUUGGAUUCACUCCAGACAUAACUGACCAGGUUAUACGAUUCACCGGAUAUGAAAGAUGGUUUCGGCCUUCGUGCCCUUCGUUGCUGUUACCAAAGCUUACCAGGCUUCUGAUUGCCGAUGUGCCUUCAUCAUGGGAUAUCUCUUGGCCCCGACUCCUCCUAGAAGCAGCGCCAUGUCUGGAGAGCCUUCAUAUCCAUAUUACCCCUUGGGAAGGAGAGACUUGCAAUGAUAUUUUGUGGCAGCCAUCCAAGUUGCAGCACAAACGGCUAAAGGAGUUGGUGAUCAUUGGUUUUGAAGGAACAGAGAGACAGAUUUACUUUGUUAACUUUGUCAUUGAAGUGUCAAUGGUACUGGAGCUUGUUUCCUUGAGUAUGGCCGUGUUCAGGAAAUAGGUUACUGGGACUGGAACAUUGUGAGGCAACAACACCGUUGGUGUGAUGAGGAGAGAGCAAAAAUACUGGAUCAGCUUGCUGAUAAAAUUUCUUGCUCAGCAACUCCAGUUCAAGUAUUUCUUGAGUGAUCUCUCAUGUUUUGUAUCCAAAGCUUAAGUUAUCAGACCUAGUAACCUCAGGAGGCUUUUGACCGCUGCUGUGUCUUUUUACCAUGGAUGCCUAGAGAGUCUCUUGAAUCCAUAUUGCCCCCUUGAAGUUGGCAUGCUCAGCUAAUAGAGUUGAUGAUAGUAGGAUCUGAGGGAACAGAAAGACUGUUUUAGUUUGUUAAUUUUGUAGUAGAAGUAUCGAUGGUACUGUAGCUUGUUGCUUUGUUAAAAAGUGAGCAUGUAUACAUGGUUCAUAGAGCCUGGGAGAUGACUACUGAUGCAGCAAUACCAGAUUUCUGAUAGAAUUUAGUGCUCAAUUACUCUAAUUCAAGUAGUUUUGGGAAAGCCUUCUCAUCUAUACUUUGUUAGUUACAUGUGAAAGAUGUCGAAAAGCGACUGUAUAUUACAUGCAUGAUGUGGAUAUAGUUUUGCCUUUAAUAAAUUGAAAUGUUGCGACUGAAA